AUGACAACAAAAGAUGAUAAUAUAAAAAAUGAAAACGAUAUAGAUGAAUUAAAGAAAUUGAACGAACUUUUUUCUAAACGUUAUACUAAUGAAGAUGAUGAAUAUGUUCAAAUGAUUCAACGUUCAAAUAGUCCACCAGUCGUUCAUGAUUGGAAUCAAGAAAGAAAUACUCAUCGACCACAACAAUUUAAUCAUAAUAAUCAUCACCGACGUUAUUUUUCAAAUGAUCGUCAAUCACAUCGAAAUUCUUCCAAUCAUUAUCAUUCAUACCGAAAUCGUAGUCGAAGUCCUCAUCAUCGUGAUACACGUCGAUAA
Rotaria sp. Silwood1 is the source of this 315-nucleotide messenger RNA. NCBI's taxonomy places the organism in Eukaryota, Metazoa, Rotifera, Eurotatoria, Philodinida, Philodinidae. The record is from the annotation of a GenBank genome assembly.